CUCCAGCGCUCGAGGCAACGCACGAGCGCAUUUUUUGUAACCGGCGUUUCUGUUCAAAUGUGGAACCUGGAGUCGAGAAAUAUGACCACGGAGUGAACCGGGGGAGUGUGUGCGUCGAGAGAGAGAGUGAGAGUGUGUGUGUGAGAGAGAGAGAAAGAGAGAGAGAGAGGGAGAGAAAGCGCUCGUGGCCAUACUGACUGCGCCUCGCACACAACCAAGUCGCGAGCUCAUCUUUGAGAGCGCGCGAUAAAUUACCCCCUCUCUCUCUUUUUAAUAAUAAAAAAAAUUUAACUCUUUAAAGCUUUAACGCAUUAGUUGAUUUAUUUAGUUGUUCUAGGCGUUUGAUAGAAAUUAGAAUGAAGACAAAAACCAGGGAUCAAAGCUUGUCCGACUCCAGAGAACUCGAUGGAUCUUACGACCAGCUCACUGGUAACACACCCAGCCAAAGCAAAAAAAGUAUUAAACAGCGGUUCCUCCAGCUGCUGCCUUGCUGUGGGCCCACUGCCACUCCCUCAGUCAGUCAAUACAGCAUCGAGGAUGACUUUGAACUCGCCACUGUGUGUCAUCGACCCGAGGGUCUGGAGAAACUGCAGGAGCAAACCAAGUUCACCAAAAAAGAGCUACAAGUGCUCUACAGGGGCUUUAAAAAUGAAUGUCCCAGUGGUGUAGUGAAUGAGGAAACCUUUAAAGUUAUCUACUCCCAGUUCUUCCCACAAGGAGAUUCAAGUAUGUAUGCACAUUUCCUUUUUGAGGCAUUUGACACUAACAAGAAUGGCUCGGUUAGUUUUGAGGACUUUGUCAUCGGCUUGUCCAUCAUCCUCAGGGGGACAAUAAUUGAUCGACUCAACUGGGCGUUCAACCUCUAUGAUCUCAAUAAAGAUGGGUGUAUCACUAAAGAGGAAAUGUUAGACAUCAUGAAGUCAAUCUAUGACAUGAUGGGGAAAUAUACGUAUCCCUGCAUCCAAGAGGACGCUCCCAGAGAACAUGUCGAGAACUUCUUUCAGAAAAUGGACCGUAACAAUGAUGGAGUCGUCACCAUUGAUGAGUUCAUUGAGUCAUGCCAAAAGGACGAGAACAUCAUGCAGUCCAUGCAGCUGUUUGACAACGUCAUUUAGAGCCCCGCUCAGGUGGAGAGGAACGUACGAGAGCCCGAAAGAAGUGACCAGGAACUUCAAACUGGUGAACCAGAAGCUACUUCCUCCUCCACAUUUCCUCUUCACCCAGGCAGAGGACCGGCAUCAUUCUGUUCAUUUCUUUCUCCCAGAGACAUAGUGGAAGACGACACACCAGGGCUGGCUCUAGGAUCCACUUGUUUUUCUUACAUACCUGAAAGCAUUAAAAACACAUCAGCUGGACUCGAGAUGAAGCCAGCUUGACACAUUUCACAUGAAACUCAGAGGACCACAAAAUGAAGAUAGAAGUAAACGGACAUGGCCGACCAACAUCUAAUUAGAAGUUAUGGUCGAUUAUGUUUUGUUUUUUUUCUUUUCAAGAAAUGACUGAUUUUUCUUACCGCAUGAUGUCAAGUAACCUAUACUAUGUAAUGUUCCUAUUUACCGAGCUAGUCCAAAGCUUGUCUGUUGUCAAAUGGCCAUCCACAUGUGCCUCGCUCAGACUAAGUGCUGUCGUGUGCGCCAUUCGAGUUCCUCCAUCCAGCAGCCAGUAGAAAUAGAAACAGUCUAUGCCUGUACAUUCCAGACGAGUCUGUAGGAAAGGUGACUCCUUGGCCUUGAAGUCCUUAGCGUAUAGCAGUUCUGU
This is a messenger RNA of Clarias gariepinus (North African catfish), 1758 nucleotides long. RefSeq names its product Kv channel-interacting protein 2-like. NCBI's taxonomy places the organism in Eukaryota, Metazoa, Chordata, Actinopteri, Siluriformes, Clariidae. Gene Ontology annotation, cellular component: voltage-gated potassium channel complex. The coding region runs from base 357 to 1115 and encodes 252 amino acids. The transcript has 9 exons. Gene Ontology annotation, molecular function: potassium channel regulator activity; calcium ion binding. Gene Ontology annotation, biological process: regulation of potassium ion transmembrane transport. The record is from RefSeq and is a predicted model, not a curated record.